UUUUCAUGAACGCGGUUUGUGAAUUUGUCCAAGGGAUCUUUUCUCCAACACGAUCUUAUAAUGGACUACACUGUGGAUAAUACGGCGCUGUCUCAAGAAGAUGGCCUGGUUAAUACCAUGAGCUCUCAAGAUGAUGCAAUGGAUUACACUAUGGAUAAUCCAGAAAACACAAUGGAUUAUACUAUGAGUCAUGACCCGACAAACCAAACGUUGUCCCAACUACCAGAUGCGCAAGAUUUUUCGGAAGAGGAAGAGGAAGAUGAUCUUCCCGUCCUUGAGUUUGCUCGUUUGGUUGGUAUAGCUCGAGAUCAUCAACUCGAUGAUACAUCGGUUGAUACUUUACUUUCUAUGAAGGACGAUGUUCAUCACAAGUUCACCAACGACAUGAAUGUCAGACAUCUUUCACAGCUCAAUAUUCAAGCCGACUUCAAUACAAAUGAGGGAAUAUCUGUAUCUGCAGACGCCGUACGACUUCUCGCAUCAGUGGCAGAGAAUGAAAGUCAGGAAUCUAUUAACUCUCUGGUAAAUCCAUUGCUUGUCAGUAGAAAAUCCAAGUAUAUGAGAGUCGAAUCACCGUUGUUACUGAGUGGUCAUGAAUCUGAUUUUCGAGAAUUUGCAAGAAGGGAAGGAUUCGAGGUGAAACCUCGAGAUAUCAGAUUCCCGCUUGAGUUGGUCAGUGUCGAUAAUAAUGAGGGGUUGGAAUUUCCGCCGGAGUUUUACAAUUUCGAAACCGAGAUGUUCGAUAUUGUAGCGAAUGAGAAGAUUGAGGUGACCAAAAAUGCCAUGAUUUCACUUCAUGCGACCUUGAAGGCAACAUUAACAAAAGAGGAUGAGCAACAGAUUUGGGAAACUGAAAGAGCACAUCCAAAAGUAAGUUUGCAUUCCGUCAGAUAUGUUCAUUUACUCGUAACUCCAUGCUAAUUGUUUCAGAAAUUUCCAGUUUCCAGUGAUGUAACACCGCCACUUUCUCCAAUGUAUGUACCGCCGCCUGAUAGCCCUCUCCCAUUUCUUCCUUCGGCCUGCGAAAUCCCAUUACUUUCCGAUCCUGAAUCUCUUACCUCGCUGGAUCUGAAAAAGAUUGAGGAUGAGGUAUUCAAGGAAGAUCUGCCAGCUCUUAUACGCAAUAAACCUGAAAUUCAAGCAACCCUUUCGACAUCUGAUAACCAAUAUAUAAUACCUGGAAAUUUAUACUCGCCACCAGAAUGCAUCAAAACUCUCUAUUCAAUCUCCUCUUCUAUAGAAAAUAAACGAAUUGUUAUGGAAAAUAGGAAAGUAGAAGAGAUUUUAACUCCACCGAAGCCAUUUGCAGAAUCAGAUUGCAAGAGCGUACACUUCAGUAACGUUGUGGAAACACUUCUGCUCAGCAAUAAACCUCAGUCGGGAAUUCCCGAGCCCACAAUUGAAACCAAGUUUCUCGAGGAAGCAUUCGGCAAAAGUGGAGAGCAGGUCAAACGUCGCGUUGAACAAGAGAGGCUCGUGGAUACACGAAACCGUGUCAAUGUUCCAGAGAUGGACUUUAGCAUAGCUGGACCUCCUUGGAAGAAAGCAAGUUCUUGUAGCGUCAAUGCCGUCGAUUCAACUUUACAAGAAAUUGUCGAGAAGAUUAGUGUAGACCCUUUUAUGGGUUGGCCGGGAUUGAAGAACUUGCACGCAAAGCUAUCAUGGGUACCAUUUGAACACAGCUUGGGAAAUAUUGCUGAGGAGUCAGUGGGCAAUGAAAAGACGCGCGAAUCGCCCGUAGUUCGUCCGGAAGAUGACCAAGUGGUUACAAGUUCAGAUCUCAUCUGGAAGAGGCAAGGCUUCAGAAUUCUUCGGGGGGAUUUUGAUGAAAAUGACGACGAUGAACUUGAGGUUGGUUUUCUCCGAAAAGAAGUUGCCACUACAUCAUCAAUAACAGGAAAACGAAAAUCCGAAAUGCAAGAUGUAGAUCAACGGCCAAAGCAAGCACGUCAAUCAGAGUCUCAUAGUCACGGAGAUGCGAAGACAAGUUUUCGAUCGUUUAUCACACCCGAGAUUCGUAACAAAUUGAAUAUGGAACCAGCUUCCAAAAAAGCACGAUCUACUGCUGAAGAUCAAAUUUCUUUUUCUGGAGGUAUAUUCUCAAUGAAAAAUGCACUAAACAAUUUCCUAGAGAUACGAGGAGUACAAAGACCUAAGCCUACUGAAACCUCUCCCUUUUUUGCUCCGAAUGUUGCAUCCUCCGCGUCACCUGCAUCACCGAAUCAGGCAACCUCCAACAAUGAAACCUCAGUUCAACAAACUCCCAUCCCCCGAACUCAUUCGCCCGUCCCAACACCAACCAUCAUUGCCCCUUCAACCCCCAUCUACAUCAUUCUUUCCUCAGCCAUCUUCAAAAAUCGCCCUCUAAUCCGCUCCCUUCAAACUCUCCUCCCAACCCUCCAAAUCUGCGAGCGCGACUUCUCAGCACACAACACCACAACUUGGAACCCCAACUCAGUCGCCCGUUCUCCCGUAACAUCAACCCUCACCCACGAAGCCGACAUCAUCAUUUCCCCCACCACCGGACUUAUCCUCACAACCCUUCAGCAUAUCAGACAAAAACCCCUGCCAGGACAUAAAACCGUCGUUCCAAUUCGCGACCGCUUAUUAAAAGUCAGCCCUCGAUACGAAAAUCUAAUCAUCCUCGCGGCUUCCACAUCGAGCGAAUUAGGAGAUAGUGAUUGUAUUGCCUGGGCCGACUUCAUCGGCUUCACAUUAACACUACCAGCAAGCACAAUGGUGCAAUACAUCCCCAUCGACGCUACCAAUCCCAAUGACCAAACCAUGGCGAAAUGUAUCUCUCAUCUCAUUAUCCAGAAUGCUUUACAAUCCCCCUCUCCUCCUUCUCCUCCUCCUUCUUCUUCUCCCCCCUCUAACCCUUCCCCUCCAUCCUCAUUCCCAUCCCCCCUAACCAUAACCCUCCUAGACCAAGAAUCCUACUGGGAACUCUGGCUCCGCAGAGCAGGAAUGAAUGCUUACGCCGCACAAGCCACAAUAAUCCAACUCAAAGAACCGGAACCGAGAUGUACAAUUGGAGAGGAAGGGUAUGAGAAUGAGAUGAGGAUGAUAUCUGAGAGGGGACCGUAUGGAUUGACACUUUUUGUGGGGAUGAGUGGGGAAGAGAGGUUAGCGAGGUUGGGGUGGUUAGUUGGGAGGGGCGUUUUGGGGAGGGUGGGGGAGGUGGUGGAUCGGGUUUGGGGGUAGCCGAAGGGGGUGGGGUGGAUUGUGGAUUGUGGUGAGGGAGGAUGUUGGUGGGGAUGCUGGAUUGGAGACUGAGGUUUAUGGGGGGUGGUGGUGUAAUGUA
Sclerotinia trifoliorum is the source of this 3304-nucleotide messenger RNA. The record is from the annotation of a GenBank genome assembly. NCBI's taxonomy places the organism in Eukaryota, Fungi, Ascomycota, Leotiomycetes, Helotiales, Sclerotiniaceae.